AUGAGAAGUGUUUGGUUGCAUAUAUUGAAGUCAGUUUUUCUCAGUCAUAAUAUGGAUGCCAGGAAUUUGGGAAUAGGAAUAAUAUAUCUGUUACAGAGUACAGUUGGAAUUCUAGGAAACAUCUCUCUCCUUUUCUACUACUUGGUUAUUUAUUAUAAGAUCCCCAAACGAAAGCCCACGGAUUUGAUUAUUAUGCAUCUGAUCAUAGUGAAUAUCUUGAUCAUACUCUCGAAAGGAAUGUCUAAAACAAUGACAACUUUUGGGUUGAAACUUUUCUUUAAUGAUUGGAGCUAUCAAUUUUUUAUGUAUGUUCUAAGAGUUUUCAGGAGCAUGUCCGUUGUCACCAUCUGCCUCUUGAGUGUCUUCCAGGCCAUCACCAUCAUCCCAAGAAACUCCUGUUGGAAGAAUCUUAGAGUCAAAUCUCCAAAGGAUAUUAGUCUCUGCAUUUCUCUCUCCUGGGUCUUAUACAUCUUCAUAAAUCUUAUUUUCCCUUUGUACAUGUCCAUAACAUUUACUGGGAAAAACAAAACAGAGGAUACAAAUUUCAAACUCUAUACUAUUGUAGGAUAUGACAAAAACACAGUUUCCUUAUAUAUAAGUUUUUUUGUGUUUCCUGAAAUUCUGUUCUCUGGUCUCAUCACCUGGUCAGGUAGCUCAGUGAUUGUCAUUCUGUACAGGCACAAACAGCGAGUUCAAUACAUCCGCAGCACUCACGCUUCCCUUAGCAGCACCCCUGAAUCCAGAGCCACUCAGAGCAUCCUGGUCCUAGUUUCCAUCUUUAUGACUUUCUAUACACUCUCUGCCAUCCUACAUGCUUACAACGCUGUAUUUCACAGUUCAAAUUGGUGGCUAAUUAAUUUCACAAACAUUAUAACUUUAUGUAUUCCCACUUCAAUCCCUUUUGUACUUAUGAAUAAAUUAUCCCCUCUCUCCAAACCCUGA
Molecule: messenger RNA, 942 nt
Organism: Mus pahari (shrew mouse)
Lineage: Eukaryota; Metazoa; Chordata; Mammalia; Rodentia; Muridae
Product: vomeronasal type-1 receptor 2-like
Exons: 1
Coding region: 1-942 (313 amino acids)
Biological process (GO): G protein-coupled receptor signaling pathway
Cellular component (GO): membrane
Molecular function (GO): pheromone receptor activity
Source: RefSeq, a predicted model, not a curated record